Messenger RNA from Daphnia pulex (common water flea), 4194 nucleotides. Its product is annotated as TBC1 domain family member 30-like. The transcript has 10 exons. Gene Ontology annotation, cellular component: endoplasmic reticulum. Bases 1648 to 3909 code for a protein of 753 amino acids. Lineage: Eukaryota; Metazoa; Arthropoda; Branchiopoda; Diplostraca; Daphniidae. The record is from RefSeq and is a predicted model, not a curated record.
AGUGAAAUGGCAAUAAACGAGAGGAAACAGUAGGGUGAGGAGCGCGCACCGAAGCAGGGAUGACUCGAACGAGUGAAUAUGAAAAAGAGGAAAAAAGAAUCGAGUCAGAGUAUAGUCAAAGAAAUAAAACAGAGCAGCUGAGCACAAUCGCACGCCAGAGAAAGGAUUUCUGCUCGGCUACAUAUGGCAUAUAUAUAGUACUCUCUAAUCUCUAUACAAUCUCCUUUUAUCCCUCUGCAGCGCAUUAGUCCUACUAAAUAAUUUGGGAAAUAAAUCAAUCGCAAAUCUUCAAAGGAAGGUGACAACCAACGAAAGACUGCGCACGAUUAUAUAAGAAAUGCAGCAUACAUCUAUAAUAGAACAUGAAUCACUCUCAACUAUAACUCAAUUUCUUUUAAAACAUGUGCAGCCCUUUUUGCACAAAUCCGCUAUCGUUCGGGAGAGGAGAAGGCGAAAAGAGCGGCGUUCUGUAGGAGUAAAAGGUCGUUGUUAUUGGGAACGCGCGAGACUGACGCGUGGGUGGACAGUUCAUUUAAGACAAUGGCACCGCGACGAAACAGGCCCAGCAGUGCGUCGUAACCAUGUGACGAAUAUUACCUACCCAGUAUAUAGCGGGAGCAACAGAGAGGAAAAGUCUGAUAAUAUAUUACUAGGUCGUCGUGCAGUCUGAUGUCAAAAACCUUAUUUACAAGAAUGGAGGGGUAGCAGCAGCACGUCGUUAUACUAGACAGCGGGGGAGGGCCAUAACGGUCUAUUAUCCAGCGUAUUGAGCGAUUCCGACUAAAAAAGCAAAUAGCCCAACAUGAUGUCCCAGCGAAUUCAAACAAAAACGACGAAGAUGGAUCCAACCGAGUGGCAAAAAGAUUUUGUUCGUGUUCGAGGGUUAUGGGCGCUGCUCGUUCACAGAGAUAUGGUGGGCGGACAUGGAGGCUGAAUUUAUAUUAUCUAACCAAAGACUCUCUCUCUCUACAUAUGAGCGAGCAGCGAGCUUCGUUUGCUGUGCUGUGCGGAUCGAUUGCGGCCGACGAAUGCGCCUGCGCCGCCUCCACCAAAGCCGCGUGUAGGGCACUCGUUUACUUGGUAGCGCUAGCGACCGUCCGCCCACAGCCGUGCACACGCAGUCAUCUCUCGUAUACGUCGCUAAUAUCUUUAGAUCUUUUAUAAAUGUCGAACGGCCAACCAGUCGUCGCUUCCUAUCCAUCCCGGCAGGACUUGCGCUAUUUUUUGCCCCCGCCAUCCAUCCGAUUUCUAUUUUCCGAACGGCGAACAAGAACAGCAUCGACUGGAGGACUCAAAAGGCUCAGCACUAUUUGCCCAAUCGAUGCUAGCCAAUGCUGCCAUGGUUCUUAUAAGCCUUGAUUGCUAAAGUGCGUGAAUUUGCCCCCGAUUGCUGUGAACUCUACUCGCGUGUAUAUCUCUCUCCGCUGUUGCCUUUCGGGUCCCGCUGUCCGUUUUCGCAGAAGAGCAGGGGGAUUUCAGAGGCCAGCCAAGUGGUUAAAGUGGUGCACUUCCCUCCUUUUUUUUUUUUUUGCUUUUUGUCCAGCCUUUUUAUUUGGUCCCUUCUUUUUGAUUCCUUUAUUCCUCACACAAUCGACUCGUCCGUCAACCGCCUCUGUGGUCUAAUCUCGACUUGGCCGCCGAUUCCUGAUGAACGAAUUCUUCAAUUCACUUCGUCGCGUACCGUCGACCAAAGGUCAAGAUACAAAAAUGCGGUUUAGCAUAGAUCCACCAAUCAAUAGCAGCUAUUCCUCACCGCCCACUCUUCCUUCGCCUUGCUCCUCCUCCUCUUCACACCAAAAAUCAUCAGCACAGAACCAGCCGGACACUGGAUGCCGAAAACCGGAUUCGUCUGGAUUUCAGCAAUGGCACGACGCUAUGCGAAUGGUCGCCAGACUUCCAGGUGGAGUUCCACCUGAAUUUCGCCGAAAGCUGUGGCUGACACUGGCAGAGCAGCAUCUGUUGCGCAUUGGAGUCGACUGGUCGGAUGUGGAACGCAACUGCUUUAACGAUCGGAUCAAUCCGGAUGACGAGGAUCUCGGCGCUCAAAUUGUUCGGGAUCUGCAUCGGACGGGAUGCAGUUUAUUCUGUGGAGAAGACGCCUUACCUAAUCAGGCAUUAUUAAAGCGGGUGCUGUUGGCUUACGCCCGUUGGAAUAAAGCAGUUGGCUAUUGCCAAGGCCUCAACGUUCUGGCCGCCCUUUUGCUUGAAGUCAUGAACCGCUCCGAAACCGAGAGCCUUAAAGUGAUGAUCUAUUUGAUCGAAGGUGUCCUUCCAACUGGAUAUUUCGCCAACAACUUGCGUGGGCUAUCUAUUGACAUGGCCGUCUUCCGCGAUCUUCUCCGCCAGCGGCUGCCAGCUCUAUCACGGCAUCUGGAGAUGCUCCAGCAAUCAGAGUCCUGCACCGGAUCUUCGUCGUCCUACUGCAUAGAGCCUCCGUUGACCAACGUAUUCACCAUGCAGUGGUUCUUGACUCUCUUCGCCACUUGCCUGCCCAAGGCGGCCGUCCUCCGCGUUUGGGAUCUUAUUCUCCUCGAAGGCAACGACAUCCUGCUGCGCACCGCUCUGGCCAUCUGGCAAACGCUUGCCGAACGUAUACUAACAGUGAGGACGUGUGAUGAUUUCUAUUCAAUCAUGGCUGUUCUGGCCCGUGAGAUGCUCGAGUUUGGGUUGAUGGAACCAAACCACCUGGUCCAGACAAUCGUCAGCAUGGCACCUUUCCCGUUCCCAGGACUGAAUGAACUUCGUGAUAAAUACCGAUACAACAUCACGCCAUGGAGCGGUGGAAGUGGUCGAGUCCGUUUAUUUUACAGCGACGACGAUCCGGACGGAGAAGCAGAGGAGGACGAGGACGAAGAAAAGACGAAAGCCAUGAACGCUGUGGCCACUGUUUUCGGUGGUCUAAUGACAUCGUCAACGCUAUUCCGGACCACAAGCCGACGGAUCACUGACAUCACAUUCCGAAAAUCCAGUAAUCCGAAGCACACGUCCUCCCCCGCGUCCUCGUCCAGCAACGAGAAGGAGAAACUCCAGCUGGACAUUGCGGCCCUGAGGAAACAAUACGCCAAAUUACGUGAGCGUCAGAAACAGGCGCACGUCAUGUUCUGGACGGUGGCGUCCAGUGCGUCCAGCAACGAACGAAAAGGAUCCUCUUCGGAUAACCCAGCAAGUGCUGCUUUUUCGUCGACAUCGUCCGGUAUCAAUCCGGUCACCCACUUGUUGGCCGGCCGAAAGCCUUUGUUAACUCGCAGGCCUUCGACGUCGUCUUCGCCUUCUUCAUCCUCGUCUACUUCUUCGCAGCAGGGACCAAAAUUGCGACUCCCACCUCCUCGGAUUCCUCCACUUGUAGGAUCCACCGACGGCAAGGCUUAUUUUUCGGCCCCAACGACGCCUUCCGACAAGUCCGACAAUGAACCCACGUUCGAGAGUGUCAGAACUGGCCAAGUCAAUCCGUCCAAAGAUCCCAGCAAACAGCGGCAGCAACAUCAGCAACAACGUCGUAACAGCGGAUGCGCGACGUCAACGCCAUCGAAUGACGUCCGGCAACAAUACAUGGCGGCACCCUCAUUGUCCCAAUCCGGAACGACAGCGUCAACGCGAGGACUGGCAAUAACUGUCAACCGUUCAAGACUGGUUCAGGAGCUGCUCGAACAAAAUUCUGCCAUGCUAUUGAAACUGAAAGAUCGUCCGGAAGUGAUGACGACGAGCGAGCCGUCGUCAGCAGUUCCAAUGGGUGACGCCAGUGAAACGGUCGUCAAUGAAGGGAAUCAGCAGCAACAGCAGCCAGGCUCCGUGGUAAACAGUAAAGGAGCUAGUCCCAUCCAUCGCAAUCCGUUUCCGAGAAAUCUGGUCAGACCGCCGAAAGACGUCGUCGUUAAAUUAGGUCUAUACAGCUCUUCGCAGAAAUUUUAAUGUCUAAAAUUAUCCGUGGCAGUUUAACAGUGUUUUCGAUAUGAAAUGAAUAUCAAAAUGGAUUCAAUUUAAGUAUGACUGCGUCGACUGAAUUUUCACAAAUGCUUACAUCACGAUAUUUUUGUUUUCAAAUUGUUAUCGACCUCUGUCGACAUAUGAAAAAAGAAUAGGCCAAAAUAAAUUUGAUGCGUAGCAUUUCUAUGAUUCUAUUGUUUCACUUUAUUUGUUGCAGAUCGACUACGUAGUAAAUGAAAGAUUUAAUUUUUCAUUUGACAACCGACUAGA